Molecule: messenger RNA, 5096 nt
Organism: Culex pipiens pallens (northern house mosquito)
Lineage: Eukaryota; Metazoa; Arthropoda; Insecta; Diptera; Culicidae
Biological process (GO): poly(A)+ mRNA export from nucleus; protein import into nucleus
Cellular component (GO): nuclear pore
Molecular function (GO): structural constituent of nuclear pore
Source: RefSeq, a predicted model, not a curated record
AUGAGGGUGUGCAUUGCGCACUUCGAGCCGAAUUCAUUGUAUUAUUCAAAAACUGGCAAGGUGCUCAAAACUGUACAUACUGUCCCAAAGCAGGAAGUGCCCUCAAAUUCGAUUCAGUCGUUAAUCGUACCGGAAAAGGAUACUAUCGAAGAAAUACGUUGCACGCCGGCACCAGUUACGGACGUUCCGGACAUCCUCCAGCCAGUAAGUCCGUACUCCACGUUCAUCGAGGAAGAUGAGGUACUAGAAAACGGUCCGCUUCCGGAGUUGUCCCCGGCACGAUCUUCCAUGGAAAGUUGCAUUCCGUCUGCAGUCACCACACCAGCAAUUCCUGCGCUGGCACGGUCAGCAUGGUCCAAGUAUGGAUCUUUUAUUGCGCCGGAAGAUUUUCGCAAAGAGAUCCAGCGGAUCGCACAGGCUGCACUCGAGGUGGUUCCAGACACCCCGAGGCCAAUGAGCCCGUACUCUCUAUACAUUGAGGAAGAUGAAGAGCUGCACGACGUCCAACUUCCAGAGUUGUCCCGAGAAAGAGUACCUGAAACACCAGCAAGAUCUCCCGCGGCGAGCCAAGCGCGUUCUGCGGCAGCCCUGCCUGAGCAGGCACAGGCGGAAUAUGUAUAUGAUUUGAACGAAGAGAUCCGAGAAUGUGCAGUUGUUACCGUUUCCCAGCCAGCAAGCCCGUACGCCCCAUAUAUCGACGAAGAUGAAUUGCUAGAAGAUGGUCCGCUUCCAGAGUUGUCCCCGGCACGAUCGUUCGCGGAGGGUUCCGCAGGCAUGCCUGUAAGGUCCUUCGCGACGAAUUACGCUUGGUCUGCUGUACCAAUGGGAUGUACGUACUCCUCAUUCAUCGAGGAAGACGACGUGCUAGAAGACGGUCCGCUUCCGGAGUUGUCCCCGGCACGAUCGUUCGCUGAGGGUCCCGCAAGGACUGCGGCAGCCACGCCGGCAAGAAUAUCCGCGACGAAUUACGCUUGGUCUGCGAUACCAAUGGGAAGUCCAUACUCCUCAUUCAUCGAGGAAUAUGAGGAACUAGAGGACGGUCCGCUUCCGGAGUUGUCCCCGGCACGAUCUUCCACGAAAAGUUGCAUUCCGUCUGCGGUCACCACAUCAGCACAGGCUGCACUUGAGGAGGUUCCAGACAUCCCCAGACCAAUGAGCCCGUACUCUCUAUACAUUGAGGAAGAUGAAGAGCUGCACGACGUCCGACUUCCAGAGUUGUCCCGAGAAAGAGUACCUGAAUCGAGUUGUGCGCGGUCUGCAUCAGACACACCAGCAAGAUCUUCCGCGGCGAGCCACGCGCGUUCUGCGGCAGCCAUGCCGGAGCAGGCACAGGCGGAAUGUGUAUAUGCUUUGAACGAAGAGAUCCGAGAAUGUGCAGUUGUUACCGUUUCCCAGCCAGCAAGUCCGUACGCCCCAUAUAUCGACGAAGAUGAAUUGCUAGAAGACGGUCCGCUUCCAGAGUUGUCCCCGGCACGAUCAUUCGCGGAGGGUUACGCAGGGACUUCGGCAGCCACGCCAGCAAGAUCAUACGCUCGGUCUGCGGUAGCAGCACUGCCGCUGGGAUGUCCACGCUCACCUCAAACCUCGAUUUGCGAGGAAUGGACAAUCCUAGACCAAAUGGUUACAUCAACUCCUCUCUUGAAUUCUACGAUGGCAUCUGCUGGAAGCUGUUCUUUUGGAAAUGAAGCUUCCAUUUGCAAAGUUAAUUCUCGGAAACGGCGAAACUUGGAAGACAACGUUAGUUAUAGCACGGAAAAGAAAAGUUGUUGCGAAGUUCUGACUCAUUGCAGUGAAGAUAGCGAACACUCGGCAGUUUGUUCCAAGACGAAACAAGAGUACGAAGAUCUGGAAAAUUUGAAAUUCGACGUUGGGAUUCUGAUGGAGAUUCUCGAACUUCUAUCGCUGAAACGUCAGUGCAUGGACGACGAAGAUUUGAACUGCGGAAUAGUUUUUGAUGAGAUGUCCAUCAAAGAGCUCCGUCGGUAUUGUCCAGCCAAUCAAAAAUUUUUUGGAACUGUCACUGUUGGAGGUGGACAGGGGAAACUGGCCAGUCAUGCUUUGGUGUUCAUGCUCGUUGGGAUGAAAAGAAGAUGGAAACAGAUUAUUAGCUACGAGUUCACCGGAAACAGCAUUCCCGCAAACGUUAUCAAGAACCGUAUUCACCAGCUGAUCGAGUUAGUUGAAGGGAUAGGAUUUCGCGUCAAUUUCGUCGUAUCUGACUGUAGCGGUAGCAACAAGCGGUUCUGGAAGGAGUCGGGACUUCAGUACAAGAAGGACACUGUGUUGAAUAGCCAGGCAAUGCAACAUCCGGUCGACAAAACGCGAUCACUUGAAAUCAUUCCUGAUGCGGUGCAUGUAUUUAAAAGUGCCGUCCAAGGUUGGCUCGCCAACGAGAUUAUCGAACUACCAGAGGAAACAGCAAGGGAACACAACCUGCCUACACGAACAGCGAGCAUAUGGCAUCUUCGAGAUUUGGUACUAUUUGAACAGCAUAACAGAUUGAAAUUGGUUUCUAAGUUAAAUGCUGCCGACGUUGAUUUCAAUUCUCAAAAAUCAAAUCAUUUUGAGAAGAUGAAAGUACCUUUUUCCGCCAAAUAUGUGAACCACACUAAUGCAGCUGCUCUACGACUGUUUGCCAAGGUGGCAAAUCGCCCAGAUGUCUUAGCUACAGCUUUCUUCAUUGAAAGUUUGGCGAAAUGGUUCAGUUUAUCCACAAACCGAAGUCGUGUUCUUGCAUUCAGUAAAGCCAACAAGGAAGCGUACGAUAAAGCUGUAGGUUUCAUGCAGUUCAUGCGGAAGUUCAUCUUCACGAUCACGGUUGGGGAGGAUAAAAGAUGGAAGCCGUGGCAAGCAGCGCUGAUACUGAACGUGAACUCCGUCUUGAGAUUGCAAGCCUAUUUUCUGGACGUCCGGGGCUUCAAAUUUGUACUAACUGGGCGGCUAACGCAAGACUGCGUGGAGAACCUGUUCAGCCAGAUCCGGAUUCGUCAAAAAAAGCCUAACGCUCUACAAGUGAAGAACAUUUUGAAAAAUAUUUGUGUUGCACAACUGAUGGAUGAUGUUCAGGGAUCAUCAUACGAAUUUGAUGAUCGUGAGUGGUUGCUGGAUUUUACUAGCGUUAUCGCAGCACACAAACCACAAGAGAAGCAAAAUCCACCAACUGAAGCGACGAAAAAAGUUGUUCCCAAUCUGGACACUAUUGGGCUGAACGCAUUCUACCACGUUGCUGGAAAUAUUUUGGGCAAACUUUUGAAAAAGAUUAAUUGCGACAAAUGUGAAGCAAUUUGCACAGGUGCCGGAAAUGAUGUACCAUUCGCGGAAUUCACUCGAGAGAAAGACUUCACAGGACACUCGCUCGUUUAUGCAAACAAGGAAACAUUUGAUUUCUUUCUAGAAUUAGACACGAUUUUCAGAUCCCAUCCGUCGGAUUUUGAGGUUAGAAACAAAGACGUCGAAAUGGAUUUCAGCGCUCUUCUCCAGCAAGCGCAAAAGCUAUCCCACGAUACUCAGGUCUCCGAUGACUUGCCGCGGGUCGAGCGCACGCUGACGCAGGUGCUUCAAGCGACCCAGGAGCUGCACUCGCGCGUCUCCCAGACCGCUCGCUUCCUGCGCAACGAGAAGGAGAAUGCGAUUCUGUCCGUUAUCGAGGAGGUGCACAAGAACUCGUUGCAGGCGGCGCAGAACGCCAAGUGGGAGCACACGAUGAACGACUGGAAGCUGGAAAAGGUGAAGCUGAUGAACGCGUUGGUUGGGCCGUCGCAGAACUGGAUGGACAUCCGGAAGGGGCCGGAGCAGACAACCUUGAACGAGAGCACGUUUGGCGGAAGGUCGUCGUUGAACAACCAAAAAAUGGCGUACGCUCGGGAGGUGUACGAAUACAACAAGUUGAUCAACGAGGGUGCGAUGCGACCGUCGCUGGUUCAGCGGUUCGCCCAGGUUGCGGAUGGGUUCAACGACUCGAAAGUUAGUGACAUCUGGGAGAUCAUGAAGUACAUGCCGAGCGUGAAACCCAGUCCGCGUACUCAGGAUCCGCUGCGAGCCCGUUGCACCCAGACGCAGUUUAUCGAGCAGGCCAAGCGAUAUCUGGAGAAUCGUUACAAGCUGUUCAUGCAAACGGUCAUUGCGGAACAUCUGCGGGACGCGCAACGCGGUGGAAUCUCCAGUAUUCUGAACCUGGUUGGAUCGUUCGUCGGAUUAAAGUUCGCCAACCAGAACCAAAACUUAUGCUUAUGAUGAAUAAUUGCGUAUCAAUUAAAGUGAUAAUAAGCUUAAUAAAAUUUUCUUAAAAGUAAAUUAAAAACAAAAACAUGAUAUAGAUAAAAAUUACUUCUUGAUAAAAAAAAUGUCGGAAAAUUGAUAUUUUACCAGGGCAAGGAAAUUUGCUCUAACUAAACAAAAUAAAAUCAAAAUAUCAUCUCAUGAUGCAGGGUUUUCGAAAAUGCAAUUUUGCAAAUUAAAGUUGAAUGAAUAAAUUAAUAAGGGUUUUGUCCAUCCGCUCGGAUGUAUGUUUAAAAAUAUUUUAAAUCUAAAUGAAUUUUAAAGAAUUCGUUGAAAACAAUCAUUAUAAAAAAAGUAUAAUAUUCAUAGUUACUCUUUGUUUUGUGGAAAAAAAAAUUUACAAAUCGUAAUUUUUUUUCAAAUAAUUAUUUUAUGUUUCUAUAUGGUACUUGCGUAUCGAGAUGAACCAUUUGAACUUUAAAAUAAUCUUAUGAUAUACGAUAACCAUUUCAGAAAACAUAUUUAAAUAGUUUGACAAAGUCGUCAAGAAAAAAAAUCACCAUUUCAAACUUUAAGAUAACUCUAUUACUUAUGGUAACUAUUUGACAAAUAGUCAUCAAGGUCCGCCAUUGGAACCAUUUGAACUUUAAAAUUACCGUAUGAUUUAGGGUAACCAUUUGAGAAAACAUCCGCAAAUAGUUUUUUAAAGUUAUCUAGAAAAUUGUUGACCAUUACAAACAUUAAAAUAACUCUAUUACUUAUGGUGACCAUUUGACAAAUAGUUAUCAAGGUCCGCCAAAUAACAUUAUUACAAAUGGUGACCAUAACUCAUAAGGUUGUUUUAAGGUCCUCACUAGAAUUCAUAUAGUUUUCGUUUA